AAAAGAAUCUGGCCGUUGCCGAGACGUUGGAUUAAGUUUAUAUAGCUCCAUUUUCGGCUGUCAAUCGUCAUAUCAGCUCAGAACCCCCAAACUCUUGGGGUCAACCAUCCCACGCGGCAUUGAACCCCUCACUGAUCAACACGGAAACCCGGCCAUGUACAUAGAGCUUUGUCCCCGCUAUGGACGGAUAAAAGCGAAAGACAGAGGGAAAAUGCGUGGUCCUGGAGCCGUAGGUGACAUGAGCUGCGGGUAAGCUAAUAGCUCAGUUUCAGUAUAUAUCUCUUGUUUAUCCUUUGCUCUAUCUCUGCCACUCAAUGAAUCUUGGCAGUUAACUUCAAGCUACACCAUUCGAUAAAACACAAUGGCACCUAACCAACCCCUUUGUCUUGGAUACAAUGGAAUACACCCCUUUUCCAAGGUUGAGAUUAAGGAUCGCACAUCUGUUCAAGAGCUCCUUCGCACUGUUCUUGAUCCUCUAGAGCCAUUCUUCUCUCCCCAAAAAGCCCGUGUCAAGUGUCCCGGUGCAACAGCAGUUCGAUUCGACCAGACUGCUUCAGAAGUCGAAGGAAUAUGCCGUCCACUCUGGGGUUUGGCUGCUUUACUGGCAGGUGGUGGUGAUUACGAAGGCAAGGAAUGGUGGAUUCAGGGUAUCAAGUCAGGGACUGAUCCAGAAAACCCCGAAUAUUGGGGUUAUCCUCAGGACAAUGACCAAAGAAUGGUUGAGAUGUGCCCCCUUGGCUGGGCGUUGGCUGUUGUCCCCGAGUUUUGGAGCAGCCUUUCUGACAAGGAGAAGAGUAAUGUUGAGACAUGGCUAGGAAACUCAAUCAACGAGAAGAAGUCAGCUCUCAACAAUGUACCAAUGAUUCACUGGCUAAUCGUCUUGCAGUAUGCCCAACACUAAUUGGCUAUGGUUCCGUGUAUUUGCCAACCUGGGGCUGAAGAAGAACGGCGGCAAAUUCUCCCAGGAAAGACUUGACAGUGACAUUGAGCACCUCGAAACCUUUUAUCGUGGAGGAGGCUGGUCCAACGAUGGACCAGAAGGCAUCCAUCAAAUGGACUAUUACUCGUCAAGUUUCGCAAUUCAGCUACUUCAGCUAUUGUACGCCAAGUUAGCAGGGGAAGAGGACCCAAAGCGGGCAGAAGAAUUCAAGAGGCGGGCACAACAGGUCGCUCUGGAUUUAAUCCAUUACUUUGACGAUGAAGGCAGAGCCAUCCCUUACGGUCGAAGCGUAGGCUACCGUUUUGCCAUGGUUUCUUUCUGGGGAGCGCUGGCCCAUGCCGAUGUUGAGUUGCCUGCACCGUUGACUUGGGGCAUGGUGAAAGGAGUUGUGUUUCGUCACUUGCGUUGGUGGCAGACCCAAGGUGAUAUUUGGACAUCAAGUGGUACACUGUCGAUUGGGUAUUCUUACCCAAAUAUGUAUAUGGCGGAGAACUAUAACAGCCCCGGAAGCCCCUACUGGGCAUGCCUCGCAUUUAUGUGCCUGGCAACACCAGAAGAUCACCCUUUCUGGACAUCCGACGAGGAGUCAACUAGUGGUGUAAUCCCCAAGAUGAAAGCUUUGAGCCAACCGGGUCAUAUUAUGAGUUACCUUGGCGGCCACUGCAUGCUUCUGUCGUCAGGACAAGCUUGCAGCUACCCAAUGAAAGGAACCCAUGCCAAAUACGGCGGAUUUGCUUACAGCAGCGCAUACGGAUAUUCGGUACCCCCCGGUCUCUUUUCCCUAGAACAGUAUGCACUGGCAUCGCAACUCGGGCUCUCGGAUGAUGGGGGCGAGUACUGGAAGACCCGAAGGCUUUGCGAGUAUGCGGGGAUCGAGGACCGCGAAGGUACCCCAGUUCUCGUCUCGAUUUGGAAGCCUUUCCCAGAUGUCACAAUUCGCACCAUCUUGAUUCCUUCACAAGAAGAAACCCCCAACUGGCAUCUUCGAGUUCAUCAUAUCAAGAGUGGUCGUGAGGUCAUGACGGCGGAUGGCUCCUUUGCUAUUUCCAAUGUCAACUCAACUAAUGGACGAUAUCUUGAACCAUACGAUGAAACAAAGCACGAGGGAACAUCUCCCAAGAUCAUUGGCAAUUACGAUCUAAAGACGCCCGAUGGUUGGGCAAGCGGAAAGUCGGGGGCUUUUGCAGUAUCGAAAGGCGCUGUUGGCAUCAAAGCUUUAGAGCCGGCGGAACAACGUCAGGCUAUGCUGGUUAAUGCAGAUCCGAACUCGAACUUGGUUGAGAGCAGGAGCACAAUUCCAACUCUGCAACAUACCAUCAAAGCUGGUGAGUCGGUCUGGUAUGUCUCUGCUAUAUAUGCCAAGCCCUCGGGGGUUGGGGUGAACAAGGAAAGCUAUCUCGAUGGAUGGGCCAAGACUCCUCCCAUCCCUGGCUGGCUAGAGAAAGAGAUGAAUGCUUAACCCCAAAUGUUAGGACAAGAGGUAGGCUUGAGUGGAAGAAAUUAGAUGGAGGACACGGGAUUUGAAAGAUCCCAUCAAUCAAAGCAUCAUAUUAUCUUCUCCUCAUCUGAAGUCCUGCUCCCCGCUUCGUCUAUGCCUUCUUUGCGGGGAGGGCCUGCAGCUUGUCCCAAAUCUUGGCACAGAAUGACUUCCGGAGUAGAUUCAUCAGUCUUAGAAGCUUGGCUGUUGAGGCUGAGGUGAUCACAUUCGUUCAUUUCGACACGAUAUAACCUUAAAAGAAAGCUCCGCAUUCGCUCAUAGUUUAAGUUGCCUAGAGGCUAGACUCAUGUGCGAUCCCCGCCGGAGAGACUCAAUUCCACGUAUCAGAUCAUGAAGACGAUCACAACUCUCCCCAACACCCAUGUCAUAAUCAAUCGACUUCAGCCGGCGGACGCCCCAGACGGAGAGCCACCAGUGGAGCUUCUCUCCACAACCC
Fusarium odoratissimum NRRL 54006 is the source of this 2874-nucleotide messenger RNA. RefSeq lists its product as uncharacterized. The record is from RefSeq and is a predicted model, not a curated record. The transcript is spliced from 6 exons. NCBI's taxonomy places the organism in Eukaryota, Fungi, Ascomycota, Sordariomycetes, Hypocreales, Nectriaceae. The coding region runs from base 888 to 2399 and encodes 503 amino acids.